This is a messenger RNA of Prorocentrum cordatum, 306 nucleotides long. The record is from the annotation of a GenBank genome assembly. Lineage: Eukaryota; Dinophyceae; Prorocentrales; Prorocentraceae.
AUGCGGGCGCUCGCGCAGCAGGUGGCAGGGCUCGCGCAGAAGACCUCCAUACCUGGCUCGGGAGCAGCUGCAGCGACCAAGCCGAGUGUGUGGUCCAAGGAGCCGAAGGAGGAGCAGGAGAAGAUCAACUACCACGAGAAGGGCCUCAAGGAGUGCUGCAAGGUGGAGGAGGACGGCGGUGCUGCGCAGAAGGCCACCACGCAGAAGCUGACGAAGUGCAAGCAGCAGCUGGACAGGUACAAGAACGAUCCCAAUAGCCUGCAGGAGAAGCUUGAGAGCAUCACCGGGAAGAUCCAGAACAAGUAG